This is a messenger RNA of Racocetra fulgida, 171 nucleotides long. NCBI's taxonomy places the organism in Eukaryota, Fungi, Glomeromycota, Glomeromycetes, Diversisporales, Gigasporaceae. The record is from the annotation of a GenBank genome assembly.
AAGAUUCAGAGUGUAUUGAAUGUGGAGAAUCGGUUAGAAAACCUAAAUUGGAUGAUGAUCAUGGAUUAGUAUUCGAUAAGAGAAAGAUAAUUGAUAGGAAUAAUGCAUCUGACAAAUAUCAUAAUGAAGUUGAAGUUGAAAAUAAUGAUACUGAAAAUAAAGUUGCAGAUA